This is a messenger RNA of Coccomyxa subellipsoidea C-169, 753 nucleotides long. RefSeq lists its product as hypothetical. The transcript has 4 exons. The record is from RefSeq and is a predicted model, not a curated record. Bases 1 to 753 code for a protein of 250 amino acids. NCBI's taxonomy places the organism in Eukaryota, Viridiplantae, Chlorophyta, Trebouxiophyceae, Coccomyxaceae.
AUGCCAGCUAAGGCCGAAGGAUAUCCUUGUACACUGGACACAAAUGUGGACCCGCGGGCGCACCCCACGCACAUGGUGCUCAAGAAGAUUGAGAUCACAGCCACCGACUUCCUCUCCAAGCUCUUCAAUGUCUGGGGAGAGAAAGUGGCAAUCGAGAAGUUGCGGAAGGAAAAGGAGGACAUGCAGGCGGAGCUGCACAAACUGCAGCAAGAGAAGGAGACAUCAAAUGCGGUGGAGGCCACGUUGCAACUGAAACAGGCAAUCGAGAAGUUGCGGAAGGAAAAGGAGGACAUGCAGGCGGAGCUGCACAAACUGCAGCAAGAGAAGGAGACAUCAAAUGCGGUGGAGGCCACGUUGCAACUGAAACAGGCAAUCGAGAAGUUGCGGAAGGAAAAGGAGGACAUGCAGGCGGAGCUGCACAAACUGCAGCAAGAGAAGGAGACAUCAAAUGCGGUGGAGGCCACGUUGCAACUGAAACAGGCAAUCGAGAAGUUGCGGAAGGAAAAGGAGGACAUGCAGGCGGAGCUGCACAAACUGCAGCAAGAGAAGGCCACGUUGCAACUGAAACAGGCAGACACCUCCGCGACAGGCGGCAUGAGUGGCACGCACUUGGUGGACUCUCUGCAGAAGGAAAAGACCGCCUUGCGAAAGCUGAACAGGGAACUCACCUGCCUCGUGAACAUGUACCGGGAGCACAACACGGUGUCCAUGCUAGACGAGCCGACCGAGGAAAUCGGGGAAACUUCAUGGUAG